Messenger RNA from Paramecium octaurelia, 921 nucleotides. Lineage: Eukaryota; Ciliophora; Oligohymenophorea; Peniculida; Parameciidae. The record is from the annotation of a GenBank genome assembly.
AUGAGAAGAUAAAUAAGUAAAAAAGACUACACUAUAAAAUGUGAAAUUGUUUUAAAUAAAAUCUCUAACUCUAGAAGUUUUAACAUUUAACAAGUUUAAGAUGAUGUAAUCGAAUAACCAAGAGGUUUAACAAGAAGAAAAAGUUGUUACUCUUAAUUAUUUGGAUACAUGAAUAAAUUCUAAAAUCGAUACCAUAAUAUUUUACCUGAAUUAAAAACCAAAUAUUGUACUUAAGAUAAGGAGACAAAGGAAACCUAUAGAAGACAAACGUAAAUAGCUGAAGAUACGGUCAUAAGGAAAUUUCGAAGAGGCCUUUAAGAAUUGACAAAAUGCUAAACUGUUAUAUAAACUCUAAAAAUGCUUAAAAAUAAAAAUAGAAACAUCUAAAAUUUUAUUAAAUAAAUGAGAACUCCUAAUAAUAAAAUUGUGCAAGAAAAAACAAGAAGAAACAGUUGCUUUUGUUCAGAAUGUGGUUCACAAAGUCAGUUUUAAUUGACUCAUUAAAAUGAUCCAUAUUUCAAUUAUUUCAAUUAUAAUGAAUUUUUAAAAAGAAAGAUAAUUGAUCCGAAAUUCAACAAGUUUAAAAAUAAACUAUUAUCUCAAAUAUAAUUAGAAAAUAUGAAAAAAAGCUUCGUUAAUGAAAAUAAAUCAUAAAUCAAUAAAUAUAAAACUGUUUCAAGAACUACUAAUCUAUUAUUAAAGCUAUCCUCAACAAAACUUUCAAAUUAAAAUUAGAGAUAAUUUUCUAUUCAAUCAAAAAGAGUUAAAACUGAAUUCACACAAUGCUCUCCUAAGUCAUUCAAAUAAUACUCAAGUCAAACUACCAAAUAUAGAAAAUUUGUAACCUAUUCCAACUAUUAGUCAAUGAUUACGAAUUAAACUAAAGAUAGCUUUAAAUCUUUGGCUUCUAUAUACAAAUGA